This is a messenger RNA of Manis javanica (Malayan pangolin), 525 nucleotides long. RefSeq names its product elongin B (gene ELOB). Gene Ontology annotation, cellular component: elongin complex; VCB complex. Gene Ontology annotation, molecular function: protein binding. The record is from RefSeq and is a predicted model, not a curated record. NCBI's taxonomy places the organism in Eukaryota, Metazoa, Chordata, Mammalia, Pholidota, Manidae. Gene Ontology annotation, biological process: transcription elongation by RNA polymerase II.
GGGGCGGGGCCGCUAGCCGCGGGGCACGCUGGGACCGGCGCGCGGGCUGCCGGGAACGGGGCGGAGCGCGGCCGCGCCGGCGCGUCUAGGGGAGAGGCAACCGCCGCGAUGGACGUGUUCCUCAUGAUCCGGCGCCACAAGACCACCAUCUUCACGGACGCCAAGGAGUCGAGCACCGUGUUCGAGCUGAAGCGCAUCGUCGAGGGCAUCCUCAAGCGGCCGCCCGACGAGCAGCGGCUGUACAAGGACGAUCAGCUUCUGGACGACGGCAAGACACUGGGCGAGUGUGGUUUCACCAGUCAGACCGCGCGGCCGCAGGCCCCAGCCACCGUGGGGCUUGCCUUCCGGGCAGAUGAGGCGUUUGAGGCCCUGCGCAUUGAGCCCUUCUCCAGCCCACCGGAGCUGCCUGACGUGAUGAAGCCUCAGGACUCAGGAAGCAGUGCCAACGAACAAGCAGUGCAGUGAGGCGGCCCCAGGCCAACCCCUAGUGCCCCAUUCCCCCAAUAAAUGAGAUUUGGUUGUCCA